Trifolium pratense (red clover) is the source of this 3158-nucleotide messenger RNA. Its product is annotated as glutamate receptor 2.7-like. The record is from RefSeq and is a predicted model, not a curated record. NCBI's taxonomy places the organism in Eukaryota, Viridiplantae, Streptophyta, Magnoliopsida, Fabales, Fabaceae. Bases 53 to 2983 code for a protein of 976 amino acids. The transcript is spliced from 5 exons. Gene Ontology annotation, molecular function: glutamate-gated receptor activity. Gene Ontology annotation, cellular component: plasma membrane.
ACUUCAUUAAUUAUUGGCCACAUAUAUACUCCAUUAACUAAGAACGAUAUAUAUGAUGAAGAAAGAUAAUCCAAUAAGCUUUGUUUACUUUGUGAUAUUCAUGGUUACUUGUUGGUGUGUUCUGUUGGGUGGAAUGGCACAAACUAGAAACGAGAGUAAUGUUAUAGUGAAAGUUGGAGCUGUACUUGAUGUUAGCAAUGGAACCGUUGGUAUAAUAGGAUUGAGCUGCAUCAACAUGGCCCUUACAGAUUUCUAUGAAUCUCAUUCUCAUUACAAAACUAGAAUCCAAAUCAUCGUUAAGGAUUCUCAUAAGGACGUCGUCACUGCAGCCACGCAUGCGUUGGACCUUAUAAAGAAUGAGGAAGUGCAAGCAAUCAUGGGACCAAUAACAACAAUGGAAGCAAAUUAUAUGAUUCAACUAGGAGACAAAGCACAAAUACCCAUUGUAACCUUUUCAGCAACAAGCCCUUCACUAGCAUCACUUGAAAGUCAAUACUUUUUUCAAAUAUCACAAAAUGAUUCAGCUCAAGUAAAAGCCAUCACCUCAAUUAUUCAAGCUUUUGGUUGGAAACAAGUUGUCCCCAUUUACAUUGACAAUAGUUUUGGUGAAGGACUCAUACAUUAUUUAGCCAAUGUUCUUCAAGAAGCCAAUAUCCAAGUUCCCUAUGUAAGUGCAAUUUCUCUUUCAGCCAACGAUCAUGUUAUCACUAGAGAGCUUCAAAAAAUAAUGACUACUAUACCCACUAGAGUAUAUAUUGUGCACAUGUCACCAGAUCUUGGCUCUAAGCUUUUUACCUUGGCAAAAAAAAUUGGGAUGAUGGGUCAAGGCUAUGUUUGGAUAGUAACCGAUAGUAUAGCUAAUUUAUUCAAUUCAUUGAAUUUUAAUGUGCGGGAAUCAAUGGAAGGAGUAAUUGGUGUGAGGACUUAUAUCCCUAGAACAAAAAAGCUAGAUGAUUUUAGAGUUAGAUGGAAAAGAAAAUUCAUAAGUGACAAUCCAACACUCUUUAACACAAAAUUUAACAUUUUUGGAAUUUGGGCUUAUGAUGCUACAACUGCAUUGGCGAUGGCUAUGGAGAAGGUUGGAAUUGAAAACACAAAAUUUGGUUACAACGAGAGUAACACAUCAAGCAAUUACUACAUGCCUAAUUUUGAAAAGUUUGGUAUUGCACAAAAUGGUAAGAAGUUGAGUGAAGCUUUGUCAAACACUAGAUUUAAUGGUCUUAGUGGUGAUUUCAAUGUUGUUGAUGGGAAGUUACAAUCAUCAAUAUUUGAGAUAAUUAAUGUUAUUGGUAAUGGAGAAAAGAGGGUUGGAUUUUGGACACCAAGUAAAGGGUUAGCUAGAAAUUUGGACAUGAAGGGCCUAAUAAGCAAAAAUAGCAUAUAUUCUAGUUCUAAAAAUGAUCUCAGAUCAAUCAUAUGGCCAGGGGAUAUGUACUCUAUUCCUCCUAUUUGGAAGAAGUUAAAGAUAGGAGUUCCAGCUAGACAUGCAGAUAACUACCCUGAAUUUUUGAAAGUAAAAUAUGAUAAUAAUACCAAUAAAACACAAGCCACUGGCUUCUGCAUUGAUGUUUUCAAAGCAGCAGUGGAUAUUUUGCCUUAUAACUUGGAAUAUGAAUUUUUAGAAUAUGCAAAGCCUGAUGGUGAGAUGGCAGGAACAUACGAUGAGUUGAUCACUCAACUUUAUCAAGGGAAGUAUGACGCAGUAGUGGGGGAUGUAACAAUCAUUGCAAACAGAUCCAACUAUGUUGAUUUCACAAUGCCUUACAUAGAAUCUGGUGUUACAAUGGUUGUUUCAACGAAAGACAAUAGGAAGAAAAAUGCAUGGGCUUUUUUGAAGCCACUGACAUGGGAUCUUUGGGUAGCAUCAGUUGGUUCUUUUGUAUUGUUUGGAUUUGUUGUAUGGAACCUUGAACACAAAAUAAACGAUGACUUCCGAGGACCACCUUCUUAUCAGAUUGGCACAAGUUUAUGGUUUUCCUUCUCAACUAUGGUUUAUGCUCAUAGAGAGAAAGUGGUGAGCAACUUGACUCGAUUUGUAACGGUUGUUUGGGUUUUUGUGGUUCUAAUUCUGGUUCAAAGUUACACUGCAAGCUUGACUUCGAUGUUAACAGUUGAACAACUAAGUCCAUCAAUUACAGAUGUUAACGAACUUAUAAGGAAUAAGAUGAAUGUUGGCUAUCCCAUUGGUUCUUAUGUUCAAGGAAUUGUGAAGAAAUUAGGUUUCCCAGACUCUCAGCUCAUUGCUUAUCAAUCACCUAAUGAAUUUCACGAGCUUUUCAUAAAAGGAAGUGUAAAUGGAGGUAUUGAUGCUGCUUUUGAUGAAGUUGCUUAUGUUAAGCACUUUCUUAGAACUUAUAGUUGUUCAAAGUAUGUCAUGGUUGAACCAAGAUAUAAAACCGGUGGUUUUGGCUAUGUGUUUCCAAAAGGAUCACCUCUUGUAGCUGACAUUUCAAGGGCAAUCCUAAAUGUGACAGAGGGAGGCAAAAUGAAAACAAUUGAAAAUAUAUGGUUCAAUGAACCUACUUGUCCAGAUUCUAAUACAAAAGUUUCCUCUAAUAACAAUCUUGGACUUGAAAGCUUUUGGGGACUGUUUCUCAUAGCUGGAAUUGCUUCCAUAAUAGCACUACUAUUCUUUUGGGUGCCCUUCCUAUAUGAGCACAAACACAUUUGGCUACAAAAUAAUUUAAGUACUUCAUUAUGGCGACGGAUUUGCAUUUUGGUAAAGAUAUUUGAUCAAAGAAACUUGCACCAUUACACAUUCAAGAAAAGUAAAAAUGAAAGCGAAAAUAGUAACAUUGCUCAUCAUGAUGAUGGUUUAGGUGCAGUUGAGGCCUCUUCGGAUACACAGUGUCCUCCUAGUCCAUUUAGUCAAACUGAAUCAAAUAUUUCGGGUUAUGAGGAAUUUAGUCCAAACACAGAAAUGAAUAUUGUGCCAAUUAUUAAUGAAGAAGUUGCUCAUGUGAACAACAAUGAAAUUAAUUAGCAAAAGACAGGUCGUAUAUAUUUGACUCCAAUGAACAAUAGUGAAACUAACUAGCAAAAGAUAUGUACAUUUAUACGGGUCAUUUAUUUGUAAUUGAUAUAUAUAUUAUAAAAUUGUUGUAAAUACUAAUGUAUAUUUUUUAAGUAUUAAUAUUGUUGUUUUCGGAUUUAAAAAA